Messenger RNA from Malus domestica (apple), 783 nucleotides. RefSeq names its product thiosulfate sulfurtransferase 18. Lineage: Eukaryota; Viridiplantae; Streptophyta; Magnoliopsida; Rosales; Rosaceae. The record is from RefSeq and is a predicted model, not a curated record. Gene Ontology annotation, molecular function: catalytic activity.
AGCUCCCUAUCUAUAGGCACUCUUCCCCACCAAAAAAAGAACUAAAUUCCUCCCAUCCCACAUUUUCUAUCCUCAGCUGGUUUUUCCGGGAAAAUUAACCAGACAGCCACCAGAUCCCACAAAAACCAGAGCUACUUAUAUAACAGCAGUUCUUCCUCAUGGGUUCUUUUGGAAGCUCGGGAUCGGAGGUUGUCACCGUUGAUGUUCAAGAAGCCAAACAUCUGCUCGAAUCUGGCUAUGGUUAUUUGGAAGUUAGGACGGAGGAGGAGUACAAGAAAGGGCAUGUGGAUGCAAAUAAGAUUUUGAACAUUCCUUACAUGUUCAAUACACCUGAAGGAAGGGUGAAAAAUCCCCAGUUUUUGGAAGAGGUUUCAUCUGCUUGCAAAAAAGAUGACCUUCUUGUUGUGGGUUGUCAAAGUGGUGUCAGAUCCCUUUAUGCAACUGCUGAUCUUCAGGCUGCUGGUUUCGAGCAUGUGAGCAACAUGGGAGGAGGCUAUCUUGCUUGGGUCAAGCAUAAUUUUCCUGUUACGAAGCCGGAAGAUGCUGACCAGAAAAAGCCAGAAGAUGAGCUACCAAAAAAUGCAGAAGAUGUGGACCAGCAGAAGGAAACAGAAGCAGAGCUCUAAUUUCUUGGGUAGCAAGUAAUAUCAAUAUCUAUAUUCUGAUUUUCUGUGUAUAAGGUGUAUGGCAUGUACUUGAAGAAGAAUGUUAUUUCCCAGUAUGAGGAAGGGGAAUAAAAUCAUGGUUACGUAAUUGCAAAUAUUGACGAAAAUUCGACUCUCA